UAUCCUCCCUUAGCCAAUUUUGCCUUGUAUCAUCAGUAGAUGGGUCUUUAAUAAGGUGAUCAUCCUUAUCAAUGCUACGCAAAUAAACUCUAAUAGUCUUACUCUACUCCAGGUAAUUCGAACCAUUAAGUUUGUGUUCCGUGAUCUUAGUCAUCACCGGAAUCACAUCAGAAAUAACAUUCUUAUUGUCUACCAUUUGUUGAGACAAAGAAGACUAACCGAAACACUAAUUCAAAAUGCUUACAGCCGCAAAAUAACCCAAAAUCACAAAUCAAGCAAAUACCGAAAUAGGAUCUGAGAGUCAAACCUCAGAAGUCCUUUAGUGGUGUACUGGAUCAGGCAACCGCACACAGUGGUGGAAUGAGGGGGUUGAGGCGACGCCGGCAAUGCUGAUAGGAGUCGAAAUGGCCGGCGGACGUGCCUUCACGCGCCGGCGAGUGAAGAAACUGCAAGAACCUGAGUUGGGCGCGUGAGCCUCACGCGCUUGGAUUCUGGCAACCGGAUCAGAGGGGACGGCCGGCCGGUCGGCGGCCAAGGUCUCUCCUGAGCCGGGUGGUGAGAACAAAUAGUCACCCCAGAUAGAUGACCUAGGGUAACAGUGGGUUUCAGUCCAGAAAUAGACGGGAAAGAAAUUUCAGAUUUAGAUUCCUUAAUGAACCUGCUCUGAUACCAUGUAGAAAGAGAUGAUUCUCCUUAAUUUCAAUUAAUCUGUACAUGGGUAUAUAUAUACAAUUGAUUCCUAUAAUUGUGUUCUACUAAUUAAGAAGAAAUUCUAAAUAAGAAAUCCUAAAUAGGAAUACAGAAUACAGAAUAUACAGAGAAAUAAUAUAGUGAUUGACUUUUCAUAACAAGUUCCAAAAUAGUUAUUCCUAAGUGUGCUGCUGCACAUUUCCUUAAAUGAUUCAAUGCGUUUGUGGACAUUUAAUCCCGUCCAUCUCCUAAUACUGUAGUUAAAAGUUUUGUUCUUUUUUUUAUUUUUUGGUUUAGGUCUGACAUCAUUAAUUUGCUUUGUUUUGGAGGUUGGGCUGCUUGAUGAGGAGAAAAUCCUCCCAUUAGGGAAGGAGGUCAAUGCUGUUGGCAUUUGCAAUUCUAGAAAUGGGGUUCUUGAGAUAAAAUCUUGCAAGAAUCUUCCCUAUUUUCUGUCAGAUAUGACUAAAGAUGAAAUGGUGGUGGAUCUUGCCUUCGAGACAAAAGUACUGCUGUGGAGUGGUAUUGUUCUAGGUUCAAUUUCAAUUGGUAUUCUCGGGUAUGCAGUUGUGAGGAACUGGAAUAGGUGGAAAGAGUGGAGGCAACAGAGACAGUCUCAGCAGCAAAACCGUGCUGAUAUCAAUGGCAAUAUCCCUCAGAUUGAUGCAGAUGAGGAGAUAGGAGACCUGCCUGAUGGACAGUUGUGUGUGAUUUGCUUGAUGAGGAGAAGACGUUCUGCGUUCAUUCCAUGUGGGCAUCUUGUUUGUUGCCAACUCUGUGCUAUAUCAGUUGAACGUGAGGUGUCACCGAAGUGUCCUCUCUGUCGACAGGCAAUUCGAAACUCUAUGAGGAUAUUUGAAUGCUGAGAAACCAAAGAGUUGCUGUUUUUUGUAAGUAUGGGCAUUGGACAGAUACUCUGACAAAGAAUAAAAGUAUAUUUAUUAUUUUGUUGUAUAUACACUUGGGAUUUAUACUGACUGAUAAUCACUGAAUGUGCAGCUUGGUGUUGCUUAAUAGAAUUUUCAUCCUUUGCUUUUAA
This is a messenger RNA of Hevea brasiliensis (rubber tree), 1726 nucleotides long. RefSeq names its product E3 ubiquitin-protein ligase SPL2. The record is from RefSeq and is a predicted model, not a curated record. The transcript has 3 exons. Bases 1149 to 1553 code for a protein of 134 amino acids. Lineage: Eukaryota; Viridiplantae; Streptophyta; Magnoliopsida; Malpighiales; Euphorbiaceae. Gene Ontology annotation, molecular function: ubiquitin-protein transferase activity.